AUGAAAGACUGUUUCAUGCAAGCUAUAGUGAUUUUUAUAUAUUAUCUUGCUGUACAAUAUCUGGUGACAGCAGAUAAUGCAAGUGGAGAACUCGAAGAUGUAUACUUCAAACUAAAAGUGUACACUGAAAGUAUCAAACAUCUUCAACAACAAAAAAUUCAAACAGAGGAACAGCUUGCAUACGAGCUUCAAGAUGAUGUAAAAGCAUUCCAUGAAGAAGUAAUGAGGCUAGAAAAAUUGUAUGGAGCUAAAUGGAUUUUAGAUCUGUUCAAAAAUAUCAAUCCCAAUGAUGCUAAUUCACUGCAGACCUACUCAGAAAAUUAUGAACGACUAUCUGAUAUAAAGAGCAAUCCAGAUCUUGAUGAAUAUUCCCAUAAAUUAUUAGAAUCUGCAAUAGAGAAGAAGUGGAAUGCGAGAUUAAACUUUGAUCUGGCAACUAAUACAUACUUGAACAUGAAACCUUCUUCCAAAAGCUCUUCUUUGACAGAAAAUAACAGGAAAUCACUUGAUGAAAGAAAAUCAACUCUGCAACAAAUUGAAAAACAAUAUAAAGAGUCUAAAUUACGCGUUAAAAACACAUUUAAGGAAGUGAUUGAAACAGGACUUGCCUUUAGAAAUGUCUGCGACGCUGUUAAAAAGGAUUUACCGAAAUUGAACCCACAACUUAAAGAAAUGCAGAAAAACAUUAGUGAAAUGACAGAACUCUUCGAAGACUACUCUUGGGAUUUAAAGUCAACUGAAGCUGAAGCCAAAAAAACAUUAGAUUCAAACCAACGACAUAAUUUGGAACGUAAAGUUGAAGAUCUUAGGCAGAUAGUCAAGGACUAUAAAGAGCGAAUGAAGGAGUCUAAGAACAACUUAGAUGAUGCUCUUAAUAAAUUACUUUUUGCAAAUCCGGAUGUUAAAGCUGAAGAAGACAAGAACCGUGAUGCCACCAUUAGGUACUUCGAUGCUUCAUAUAACCAUCUUAAAACAUUGACAAAUAUGGAAAUUCAAAGAAUAGAUGUCCUUGAAUUACUUUCAUUAGAAGAAAGAAUGCAAAUCUACGAAAGUAUAAUGCAGGAAGAAAAAAAACCAGAAGAAUGA
This is a messenger RNA of Schistosoma haematobium, 1086 nucleotides long. RefSeq lists its product as uncharacterized. The coding region runs from base 1 to 1086 and encodes 361 amino acids. The record is from RefSeq and is a predicted model, not a curated record. Lineage: Eukaryota; Metazoa; Platyhelminthes; Trematoda; Strigeidida; Schistosomatidae. The transcript has 20 exons.